Molecule: messenger RNA, 3126 nt
Organism: Sorex fumeus (smoky shrew)
Lineage: Eukaryota; Metazoa; Chordata; Mammalia; Eulipotyphla; Soricidae
Product: contactin-3-like
Exons: 22
Coding region: 70-3126 (1018 amino acids)
Biological process (GO): cell-cell adhesion; brain development
Molecular function (GO): cell-cell adhesion mediator activity
Source: RefSeq, a predicted model, not a curated record
UUACCUGGAGACGAAGCACGGUGUCCGCCGAGACUGGACAAGGCUUCCUGUUGCUCCUGGCAAUUAAAGAUGCUGUUGCCGUGGCGACCGUGGCUGCUGUUCCCCCUCCUCUGCUGCCUGGGAGGCGACCCGCGCUUCCAAGGCCCCGUGUUCACCCAGGAGCCUGGCGACAGUGUCUUCCCUGUGGGCGCAGAGGACAGGACGGUCACCUUGAGCUGUGAAGCCAGAGGCAGCCCCUCCCCGCAUUACAGGUGGCAGCUGAACGGCACCGACGUGGACCUCAGCCAGCGUCACCGCUACCAGCUACUUGGAGGGAACCUCGUGGUCCUGGGUCCUGACCGCCACCGGGAUGCAGGUAGCUACCAGUGCUUCGCGACCAACUCACUCGGGACGGUGGUCAGCAGAGAGGCCAAACUCCAGUUUGCUUACCUGGAGGCGUUCCCCAGCAAGCCGCGGGGUGCAGUGUCCGUGCGGGCGGGCCAGGGCGUGGUGCUGCUGUGUGGACCCCCGCCACACUCCGGAGAGCUGUCCUACGCCUGGAUCUUCAAUGAGUACCCCGUGUUCGUGCAGGAGGACAGGCGGAGAUUCGUCUCCCAGGAGACCGGCCACCUGUACAUCGCCAAGGUGGAGCCGUGGGACGUGGGCAGCUACACGUGUGUGGUGACCAGCGUGGUGACCCGUGGCAGGGUGCUGGGGCCGCCCACUCCCCUGGUGCUCCGUGCUGAUGGCGUGAUGGGGGAGUACGAGCCGAAGAUCGAGGUGCAGUUCCCGGAGACGCUGCCGGCGGCCAAGGGCACCACCGUGAGACUGGAGUGCUUCGCCCUCGGAAACCCUGUUCCUCAGAUCAGCUGGAGGAGGAGUGACGGGCUGCCCUUCCCUAGCAAGAUCCAGCUGCACAAGUUCAACGGGGUCCUGGAGAUCCCCAGCUUCCAGCAGGAGGACGCGGGCUCCUACGAGUGCCUGGCAGAGAACGAGCGGGGCCGCAACGUGGCGCGUGGGCGGCUCACUUACCACGCCCAGCCCCACUGGGUGCAGCCCAUCCGGGAUGUGGAGGCGGCCGUGGAGGACAGCCUGCGCUGGGAGUGCCGCGCCAGCGGGAAGCCUCGGCCCUCGUACCGCUGGUGGAAGGACGGCGCGGCCCUGGCGCUGGAGGAGAGGAUCCAGGUAGAAAACGGCGCCCUGACCAUCUCCAACCUGAGCGUGGCCGACUCGGGCAUGUUCCAGUGUAUCGCAGAGAACAAGCACGGCCGCGUGUAUGCCAGCGCACAGCUGCGCGUUGUGGCCUCUGCGCCCAGUUUCGCCAGGAUGCCGAUGAAGCAGCUGCUGCAGGUGCAGGAGGGCAGUGAGGUCACUGUGUCCUGCCAGCCGGGGGCCGCCCCUCAGCCGCGCAUCUCCUGGAAGAAGGGGCCUCAGAGACUGCGGGAGAGCCACAGAGUUUGGUUCCUGAAGGAUGGAGGACUCAGAAUCGCCAACGUGACCCGGGCGGAUGCCGGCGCUUACACGUGCACAGCAGAAAACCAGUUUGGAAGAGCAAGUGGCACGACUCGGCUGGUGGUCACGGAACCAACGCGCAUGACGGUGGCGCCGGCCAGCCUGGACGUGUCAGUGGGCGAGAGUGUGGUCCUGCCCUGCCAGGUGCGGCAUGACCCCCAGUUGCACCUCGUCUUCUCCUGGUACUUCAACGGGGAGCCUGCAGGCUUCCAGAAGGACGAGGCGCACUUGGAGAGAGUGGGCGGGAGCUCAUCAGGCGACCUGCUGAUCAGGAACACUCAGCUGAGACACAGCGGCCAGUACACAUGUGUGGCACAGACGGAGGUGGACAGUGUCUCGUCCACUGCUGACCUCAUAGUGAGAGGCUCCCCUGGGCCCCCACAAGGUGUGACUGUCGACGAGAUCACUGACACCACGGCACAGCUCUCUUGGAAGGAAGGUGCAGACAACCACAGCCCCGUCCUGUCGUACGCGGUGCAGGCGCGCACGCCCUUCUCUGUGGGCUGGCAAGCCGCCACCACGGUGCCCAGCCUCAUCGACGGGGACACACACACAGCCACUGUGGUGGAGUUAAACCCGUGGGUGGAAUACGAGUUCCGGGUGGUAGCCAGUAACAAACUCGGAGGUGGAGAGCCCAGUUCACCCUCAGAAAAAGUAAGGACUGAAGAGGCAGCUCCAGAAGUGCCUCCUUCUGAAGUCAAGGGAGGCGGUGGGAGCCGGUCAGAGCUGGUGAUAACCUGGGACCCCAUCCCCGAGGAGUUGCAGAACGGGGAAGGCUUUGGCUAUGUCGUGGCUUUCCGCCCCCUGGGGGUCUCCACCUGGAUCCAGACUGUGGUCACCAACCCUGACACCCCACGCUAUGUCUUCAGGAACGAAAGCAUCCUGCCCUUCUCGCUGUACGAGGUGAAAGUGGGUGUUUACAAUCACAGAGGGGAAGGCCCUUUCAGCUCCGUGGUGACCGUGUUCUCUGCAGAAGAAGAGCCCUCAGCACCUCCGGGCCGAGUGUCCGCCCACAGCCUGUCCUCCUCGGAGAUCCAGGUGACCUGGAGCGCAGCCCCCUGGAAUGCGAGCAACGGGCGUCUCCUGGGCUACGAGGUGCGGUACUGGAGCCCCGGGGAUGAGGCCGCUGCCCGCCAUGUGUUGGUGGCUGGGAACAAGACCUCGGCCACCCUGCGUGGCCUGAAGAGCCACGCGCCCCACCACGUGGCCGUCCGCGCCUACAACAGUGCUGGGCCCGGGCCAUUCAGCACGGCAGCCAACGCCACCACCAGGAAGACCCCUCCCAGCCAGCCCCCAGGAAACGUUGUCUGGAACAGCACCGGCACCUCCGUCCUCCUGAGCUGGGAGUGUGUGCGAGCGGCAGAGAACGAGUCGGAGGUGACAGGCUACAAGGUGCUCUACAGGGCGAGCGGCCAGACCACAGCACAGGUGCUCAGCACCAACCAGACCUCAGUGGAGCUGCAGCUGCCCACCGUGGGGGAUUACAUCAUCCAGGUCAAGGCCACGACAGCCGGAGGUGACGGUGCCAGCAGCGAGCAGAUCAGGGUCCCAGGAAUCAGCCGUCCUGUUGUGCGGGGCUCCGCACCCGCCCGCCGCGCCCCGCCGCUGCUCUGCCUCCUGCUGGCCCUGCUCUAG